CAAAAACAAACGGUAAGCAGAUAAACAAAUUCUCCCACGGCCGAAAGGCGACAUUUUUCGUGUCGCGGCCCGUUGACGGCACACCACCACCAAAGCUAACCAUCGCACCCGUGGCCAACGCUUCACCGAAGAACGAAUCCCGAGUCUACGCGUUAGUGACCGCUCUUUGAAAUCGUUAUCAGCCAGAAAACAAGGUCACAAAAAAGGGACGCUCAAAGAGGCGAUAAUUCGAAUGACAGCAUAGACGCAGUGAGCGUGCCCCGAACGCUGCGGCGACGAUCUCUUCAAUCAGACAUCACAGUAGACAUUGUUACGUAAAAGCAAUUCUCACAACGUCGGAGCAACGAUCGCAGAAUGGAUUCAAUCGGCGUGGCUCUGCAACCGUACAAGGACACGGUGGGCCUGACGGCGGCCAUCGUCACGGUGGUGCAGUUCUUCGGUGGAGUGUUGGCCAUCAACGAAAUCCGGCGCCGUGGCAGUACCGUCGGUUUCUCGGUGGUGCCCUUCCUCUGCGGUACCGCGUUCUGUCUGCUGAACGUCCAAUUCGGUCAGAUGCUGCGCGACGAUGGCAUGAUCCGGGUUAACCUCAUCGGUCUCGCGCUCCACAUCGUGUACGUAUGUGCUUUCUACCUGUACACCGACGGUCCCCGGAAGGGUGCCGUUUGGGGCCGGAUCGGACUGGCGGGCGCUCUGACGGUGGCCGUGCUAUCGUACGUGCAGUACGAGGAUCCGAAAGUGGUCGAGUUCCGGUUCGGUGUGAUUCUGACUGCGCUGCUGUGGACGCUGGUCGGCAUGCCGUUGCUUGGGUUGGGGAAAAUCUUGAAAAACAAAAGCACCGCCGGACUGCCACUGCCCAUGAUCCUGCUCGGAUCGGUCGUUUCCUUUAUGUGGCUGCUUUUCGGCAUCAUUCUUCGGAGUAACUUUUUGGUGGUUCAAAAUCUCGUUGCACUGGGGCUGUGCGCAGUUCAACUAUCAUUGUUCAUCAUAUUCCCGGCGGAAUCUCUCAAACCUCCGCCGAGUCCGGCGAAAAAAUUCAACUAAGCUCCGAUCGUUUUGAUGAUACUGAGAACCGUUAAAGGAUUUUGCGCUACUUCGUGAACCAUCGAUGACGAUAGAGAGAAAGGGAUAAGAGAAUAGAACAGAGAUAUGAAGAGAGAUAAGAGAUAAGAGAAAGAGAGAUAGAGAGAUAGAGAGAAAGAGAGAGUAUUCGAAAAUGAUACGAGGAACGGUAAGGACAAUAACAGAACGAACAAAAACAUUCUUCCCUAAGUCUUGUUAGUACGUAAGGCUCGCCGUAGCGUAUGCUGCGUUGAACGAAUUCCGCAGUUUUCUGAAAUUCAAAGACAAUAAAAACGCAACAAUAAUGUUUCGUAAUUUAGGGAUAACGAAAAAGCACAAUAUACUGUUACAAAGUACGGUAACAUUAAGUGAUAAUUCUUGCGACAAAAAGCGGACAUUUACAUCAUGCUUCAAGAGUAAACGGUACACCACUUGUUAACGUUUUAAAGGUUACUAAUAAAAUAUAAAUCUCGUUAUGGGCAAAUUCA
This is a messenger RNA of Anopheles cruzii, 1547 nucleotides long. RefSeq names its product sugar transporter SWEET1-like. Gene Ontology annotation, biological process: carbohydrate transport. Gene Ontology annotation, cellular component: membrane. NCBI's taxonomy places the organism in Eukaryota, Metazoa, Arthropoda, Insecta, Diptera, Culicidae. Gene Ontology annotation, molecular function: sugar transmembrane transporter activity. The transcript is spliced from 4 exons. The coding region runs from base 355 to 1041 and encodes 228 amino acids. The record is from RefSeq and is a predicted model, not a curated record.